Messenger RNA from Alnus glutinosa, 3636 nucleotides. RefSeq names its product AP2-like ethylene-responsive transcription factor ANT. The record is from RefSeq and is a predicted model, not a curated record. Lineage: Eukaryota; Viridiplantae; Streptophyta; Magnoliopsida; Fagales; Betulaceae. Gene Ontology annotation, molecular function: DNA-binding transcription factor activity; DNA binding. Bases 529 to 2469 code for a protein of 646 amino acids. Gene Ontology annotation, biological process: regulation of DNA-templated transcription. The transcript is spliced from 9 exons.
UAUUUAGAGAGGGAGAGAGACUUGUUGGUCAUGAGUCAAUGACUGAAGGGUUUUUUUGGGUACUGAGUAGUGAGUAAGAAGCCUAUCCAAAUGAGAAAAUGAGACUUUGAGAGGUUUCUUGGAAUGUAGGCUUUUGGUCUUUUUAUUUAUCUUCUUUGUCUAUUGAUCUUUAAUGCGGUUUUAAGGGGGUCUUAAAGAAAAGCAAAAGAAGGCAAGAGGGGAAGGGGGGAGCGUAUGGUAAAGCAAAAGAAGGGUCUUUCUCAUACACAGAUCCCUAUGGAAUGCAGGAAGGAUGCCCAGCAUCGCUUGUGCUGGAACUCAUUCUUUUUGUUUAGAUGAGUGGUUAGAUACGGUCCAAUCAGUGCUGCAGCUACCAAACAAAACACACCCGGUUUCAAAAUGGAGGGAAAGCACAUAGAUGUUGGUAUGAUUAGUUUAUAUCUUUCCCAAUGAUUGAGUUGCCUUCCCUCAAGAGAAACUUGCCAAGGAUCUCUACUUAAGUGGGAAAAGGAGCAACAUUGAGAGAAGAUGAAAUCCAUGGAAAAUGAUGAUAACAACAACAACAGCACCACUAACUGGUUGGGUUUUUCUCUCUCUCCUCACAUGACCAUGGACGUUCCUCCUAACCAUCACCAAACACAGCCUUCCUCUGCUGCUGCUACUGUUUCUGCAGCAGUCCCAACAAGCUUUUUCCAUUCCCCACCUCACCUUAACUAUGGUGCUUACUAUGAAGCCCAAGGACAAAACGCUGCUUUGUAUUCCCCCUUGUCUGUCAUGCCACUCAAGUCUGAUGGUUCUCUCUGUAUAAUGGAAGCUCUCAGAAGGUCACAACCACAAGCAUUGGUAACUACUUCAACCCCAAAGCUGGAGGACUUCUUUGGUGGUGCAACCAUGGGGACCCAUCACUAUGAAAGCAAUGACAGAGAAGCUAUGGCUCUCAGCUUAGACAGCAUGUUUUACAAUCAUAACCCAGACCAUGAGGCCAACAGCCAAAAUUGCCUCGACCAUUUCCAACAGAAUUCCAGACAGCAACAACAGUCACAGCACUAUUCAUAUUACUCUGGCUUUAGAAGCCAUGAAAUGAUGUUAGAGGAGGCCAGGGAGUCCCAGUUUGCAGAUUGCAAUCUCCAGCUUCCAACAAUGGCAGAUGAUGGCGCUAAGAACUGGGUCUCAAGGAACUAUUCAGCUAACCAUUCGGUGGAGCAGAAGAUGAUUGGUUGCAUGGGUGACAAUGGAAGGGAAUCUGGGACCAUUGGUGCAAUGACAUAUGGGGAUUUACAGUCUUUGAGCUUAUCCAUGAGCCCUGGCUCCCAAUCAAGCUGUGUUACAGGUUCCCAGCGCAUCUCACCCACUGCGGCUGAUUAUAUAGACAUGGAUACAAAGAAAAGAGGGCCUGAAAAGGUGGAUCAGAAGCAAAUUGUUCAUAGGAAGUCCUUGGAUACAUUUGGGCAAAGAACCUCCCAGUACAGGGGUGUUACAAGGCAUAGAUGGACGGGUAGAUACGAAGCUCAUCUGUGGGACAACAGUUGCAAGAAAGAAGGCCAGAGCAGGAAAGGAAGGCAAGUUUAUCUGGGGGGUUAUGAUUUGGAAGAAAAAGCAGCAAGAGCUUACGAUCUUGCAGCACUCAAGUAUUGGGGACCCUCCACUCACAUCAAUUUUCCUUUGGAAAAUUAUCAAAAAGAACUUGAAGAAAUGAAGAACAUGACCAGACAGGAAUAUGUUGCUCAUCUAAGAAGGAAAAGCAGUGGAUUCUCUAGGGGGGCUUCGAUGUACAGAGGAGUGACAAGACACCAUCAACAUGGACGAUGGCAGGCUCGGAUUGGAAGGGUUGCGGGAAACAAGGAUCUUUAUCUGGGGACAUUUAGUACCCAAGAGGAAGCAGCUGAAGCCUAUGACAUAGCGGCUAUUAAGUUUCGAGGGGUAAGUGCUGUAACUAACUUUGACAUAACAAGGUACGAUGUGGAACGUAUCAUGGCAAGCAGUACCCUUCUUGCUGGAGAACUAGCUAAGAGAAAUAAGGAGACAGGAUCCACCAUUAAGGCUGCCGAUAAUGGCAACGAGGAAGACAUUCUCCAAAAGAAGAACGAUGAAUGUGAAUCAGACUGGAAAAUGGCGCUCUAUCAGUCCUCCCAGGAACUUGAUCACAAGCCACCCAAGAUUGAAAACUACAGAACCCAAUUUUUUCCGGUGGCUUCAGACAAUAUGAUUCAGCAAGAGGUAGAAGAUUCGGUGAAGAUGGGAACUCAUUUGUCAAAUGCGUCAUCUUUGGUGACUAGCUUAAGCAGUUCAAGAGAAGGCAGCCCGGAUAAAACAAGCCAACCAGUGCUCUUUGGAUUGCCCCCGUCAGCCUCCAAGUUGUUCAGUACUAGUCCAACUGGUGCUGUCAAUUCUUGGAUCCCAUCAGCUCAACUGAGGCCUGCACUCUCCAUGCCUCACAUGCCAGUUUUUGCUGCUUGGACAGAUGCAUAACUUUUGUCUUUUGAUAAAACUAGCGAAUGGUAUGCAUGACAAACAGAGAGAGAAACGGGGGGAGGUUUUAUGUGGGGUGAGAUAUUGGGGGGGUUUAAUGGAGGCCUAUCUUCUUCUUCUUUUUUGUGAACAAGAUUUCUAAAAUAUUCAAGUCAUUUUCGUAGUCUAUGUUAUGAAGAUCUUAAAAAAAUUGGUGGAGGGAAAGCUUUAUAGAGACUUUGAUUAAGUUCAUGGAAUGAUUAUAGCAAUAUGGGAUGGAUGAUCUACACCCAUAAUUAAAUUCCGGCUUUAUUGAUCCUACUAAGUACAGAACCCGCUGAUCAGUUUGUGUCCCAGUAAUGCAGAGAUGCGAUAUUUUGCUUUGUGCCUUUGACCAUAUAUAUUAUCUCAUACUUCAAUCAUAACCUAGUUUUUCACGUUUAUAACAUCAUCAUUGCUUGUUCCCUUUCUGUUCUAAGCUUUCGCAAAAGGUGACAGAUAUUCCAUUCCCCUAGUACAAAGGAAAGGGAGUCGGAGGUGGAAAUGCAUUGGUAGGGGACUUUUGGUGAUUUAAUUAUGAUAAACAUGGCCCAUAGUUAUUAGGAAUAGUCUGCAUUUUGUGGAAAGUGAAACCCAUUAACGCCUUUCUUUCUAAGCCAUCCUACUGUAAACUAAUGAUGAUGAUGGGCAGAAAAGCAAUCCCAUGUCCUAAUAUGGGCUUCUAUGACCAAUCAAACUCCACCAUGGUUUUGUUCACACGGGAGUUGGAUCUGCCCGUUUGACACCCGUGCGGGGUCCCGAUCGAGCAGGUGGGGUCGAGAUAGACUUUCACAUGGGAUUGCCCAAGAGAUCUGUCCACAUUUUUGUACCCCGUUAAAAUUUGGGGGAGGGGGAAUAUGGUCAAUUUGGGAAAGAACUCGAUCCAGUAUUAGAAUGAGCAAAAGAGAGACGGAUCCAUCAACAAGAUUUGCCUACUAAUAGCACAUUUGGUCAAUGUGGCAACGGGCUAGCUGGCAAAUGCUUUACAUCCCAAGUAGUACUGUUCUUUUCACUAAUAUUCUCUCUCCUUUUCACCCCGCUGCUGAAAUGAAAGCACAUUAUUGUUUUGGGAUUUUGAAGAGAGCAACGAGCAGGGCGGGAACAUGGAGGAGGUGGUUAGAGUCUCCACAAAUGACAUUUAUUUUUAUU